Eleginops maclovinus (Patagonian blennie) is the source of this 2460-nucleotide messenger RNA. Its product is annotated as taste receptor type 1 member 1-like. Lineage: Eukaryota; Metazoa; Chordata; Actinopteri; Perciformes; Eleginopidae. Gene Ontology annotation, molecular function: G protein-coupled receptor activity. Gene Ontology annotation, cellular component: plasma membrane. Gene Ontology annotation, biological process: G protein-coupled receptor signaling pathway. The record is from RefSeq and is a predicted model, not a curated record.
AUGAAACAAUUUCUAGUUUCUCUUUGUCUCAUGGGAACGUUUCUACAUGCCUUGGCCCAAUGCAGUGCGCCAGACUCUGAUUUUCGGCUGGAAGGAGAUUAUUUAUUGGGUGGACUUUUUGAUAUUCAUCACGAUGAUGACCCUGUUUAUCAUGACAGACCAGAAGCCGCUGAAUGCUCCAGUAAACCCUUCAAUCUCCCAAGUUAUCAGAGGUUUCAGCUGAUGAGAUUCUCCGUGGAGGAAAUCAACAACUCUACCAACCUCCUGCCAAACGUAUCUCUCGGCUAUGAGAUAUUUGACCAUUGCUCAGAUUUACACAAUUUUCCAGGAAUUUUGCAACUCCUCUCAGUCAAUGGUUUGAUCAAACCUUGGGGUGAACAACACAAGAAUCCGUCCAAAGUCAAGGCAGUGGUCGGCCCCUUUUCAAGCACUAACACCCUGACUGUAGCCCCACUCUUCAUGAGGAAUCUCAUUCCUUUGGUCAGUUAUGGAGCUGCAUCCUCUGCCUUGUCAAAGAAAGUGAAAUUUCCCUCUUUCCUGCGAACAGUGCAUUCCAAUAAAGAAGUCAUAAAUUUGAUUGUUAACAUUUUGAAGCACUUCAACUGGCGCUGGGUUGCUUUUCUUAACAGUGAUGAUGCUUAUGGCAUUGAUGGCUUGGAAUUGUUCAAUCAGAGGAUAAAGGAUACUGAAAUCUGCAUGGCAUACACCAAAGGUCUCAACGACGAUACAAAUGGGAUCCAAAUAUUCCAACAGAUAGAGGCACAGAAGAUACACACCAUUAUUGUUUUUGCUCCGAAAAGCACAUCCGAAGCUCUCAUUGAAUCGGCAAUACGACUGAAUGUCACCAAAAAGGUGUGGAUUGCAGGGGACACCUGGUCCUUAAGCAAAAAGCUCCACAAGAUGAAAGGAAUCAAAAAUAUUGGUACUGUAAUCGGAGUGUCUCAGCCAGUAGUGACAAUACCUGGUUUUAGCGAUUUCAUCUAUUUUUCCAGAAAUCAGACUGAUUGUGAAAAUGCAGAAAAAAAAGAGUUUUGUAAUCAGGCUUGUACCUGCAGCAGCCUGAGCGCAGAACAAAUCCUUUCCGUGGACCCUUCUUUUAAUUUUCCCGUUUAUUCUGCUGUUCAUGCCAUUGCUCAUGCCUUACACAAUGCCUUGCAAUGUGGAUCCGGCAGAUGUAAUAGCAAUAUUACAGUCCAUCCAUAUAUUGUGCUUGCUGAGCUGAAGAAGUCAAACUUUAUAUUUUUAAAUCAAAGUAUUCAGUUUGAUGAGAAUGGCGACCCCAGGUUUGGAUCCUAUUCUAUAGUGUUCUGGAAUCACAGUGGUGAAGCAGAGGUGAUCGGUCAAUAUCGUUUUCACCCAUCAAUUGAGUUCUACAUCUACGAUAGCAGAAUUCAGUGGUACACAGACGGAAAAGUGCCUACUUCAGUGUGUUCCCAAGAAUGUCAAGUAGGAUUUUCAAAAAAGCAAGAGGGAAUGCACAAAUGCUGCUUCAAUUGUUUGAUCUGCCGGAGUGGAACAUAUGUCAACAUUACAGAGGAUGCCUACAGCUGUAUCAACUGUAAGGUGACAGAAUGGUCUGCAGCAGGAAGUACAUCAUGCAACCUGCGGGUGGUGGAGUACAUCCCGUUCACAGACACCAGGGCUAUACUGAUCAUGGUCGGGGCCUGGGCCUUGGUGGGCUUCACACUCGCCGUAUCUGUUCUGUUUGCCAUCAACUACAACACACCUGUUGUCAGAUCUGCUGGGGGACCAAUGUGCUUCCUGAUUUUAGGCUGCCUCAGUCUGUGUAGCAUAAGUGUGUUCUUUUACUUUGGAAAGCCAACAACUUCCUUUUGCAUCCUGAGGUUCUUACCAUUUCUCUUGUUCUACACGGUUUGUCUGGCCUGUUUUCUUGUGCGCUCUUUUCAAAUUGUUUGCAUUUUCAAAAUAGCUGCCAAGUUCCCCAAACUCCACGGUUGGUGGAUUAAAUAUCAUGGACAAUGGCUGGUCAUCACUGCGGCAUUCAGUAUUCAGGCACUCUUACUUCUUAUUGGCUACAGUUUUAAUCCCUUGAAGCCCUUUAAUGAAACAAUUUGGUACCCAGACAAAAUCAUACUUGGUUGUGACAUUAAUCUCAAAGCCACCUCUGGUCCUGUGCUUUUACUCGUGUCUUUGUGCUCCUUUUGCUUUAUUUUCUCCUACAUGGGAAAAGACCUCCCGAAAAAUUACAAUGAGGCCAAAGCAAUAACCUUCUGUCUGCUCCUGCUGAUCCUUACCUGGAUCACCUUUGCUACUGCAUAUGUGCUUUACCAUGGAAAGUACAUCCCAAUACUAAAUGCUCUGGCCAUACUCUCCAGUCUCUACUCCUUUCUCUUGUGGUAUUCUCCAAAAUGCUACAUCAUCAUUUUUCAAUCCCACAGAAACACACAUGAGUUCUUCCAAGGACUCAUUCAGAAUUAUACCAAAACAAUCAGCCAGUAG